AUGACUCGGUUUUGGUGGGGUGAUGGAACAGACAAAAGGAAAAUCCACUGGAUGAGUUGGGAGAAAAUGGUGGAGAAGAAACCUGUAGGAGGACUUGGCUUCAGGGACGUCUCUUGCUUUAAUUUGGCCAUGCUGGCGAAAUUUGGUUGGCGAUUAUUAAUGGAUGGAGCCUCGUACUUUGUAGCUCGAGUUCUAAAAGCCGGAUAUUAUCCCAACACUACGUUCCUUUCAGCAGAGUGUAGUGCUAAUCCGUUGUGGGCUUGGUGCAGUGUAUUAGCGGGCCGUAUUAUUCUCCAGAAUGGGAUUCGAUGGAGGGUAGGAAAUGGAACGAGUAUCAAAGUGGCUUUGGAUCCUUGGCUUUCUCGGACGGGAUCUUUCAAGCCGAGAAGGGUGGCUCCUAUGGGGGAGGACCUUUUGGUUAGUGAUCUAAUUGAUGAACAUUCCCACAGAUGGUGA
Rhododendron vialii is the source of this 456-nucleotide messenger RNA. RefSeq lists its product as uncharacterized. The record is from RefSeq and is a predicted model, not a curated record. The transcript has a single exon. The coding region runs from base 1 to 456 and encodes 151 amino acids. Lineage: Eukaryota; Viridiplantae; Streptophyta; Magnoliopsida; Ericales; Ericaceae.